GCACGUCAACCUUGCAGCAGAGGAAAACCCCAAGAUGGUGGGGCUGACCACCUCGACGGCUUCGAGGCAGGAUCAAGGCACGUGGACGCAUGGCGUAGAAUUGGGAACAUCUGCUUCCCAUGCCAGAGAGAGACAGCCAGGGCCCGCCCUCUGGGACCACAGAAGCGCAUAUAUAUAUACAUCUAUAGAUUCCCCGGUUGCCGUCACCUGGUUCCGUACACUGCUCAGUCGUGAAAGCAGCCCAUCACCGCCUCCCCUUAUACCUCCAUGAUGAAAGGCCUCAGCCUCCUUGCAGCUGCAUCGGCAGCGGCUGCUCACACCAUCUUUGUCCAACUUGAGGCCGGGGGCACGACAUACCCGGUUUCUUAUGCAAUCCGGACUCCGAGCUACGACGGCCCUAUCACCGAUGUCACGUCCAAUGACCUCGCCUGCAAUGGUGGUCCGAACCCCACGACGCCGUCCGACAAGAUCAUCACUGUCACCGCGGGCACCACCGUCAGGGCAAUCUGGCGGCACACUCUCACCUCUGGGCCCAACGAUGUCAUGGACGCGAGCCACAAGGGCCCGACCCUGGCCUACCUGAAGAAGGUUGACAACGCCCUGACAGACACCGGCAUCGGCGGGGGUUGGUUCAAGAUCCAGGAGGAUGGCUACAACAACGGCCAAUGGGGCACAAGCACCGUCAUUACCAACGGUGGCUUCCAGUACAUUGAUAUCCCGGCUUGCAUUCCCAACGGCCAGUACCUCUUACGAGCCGAGAUGAUUGCCCUACAUGCCGCGGGCUCACCAGGAGGAGCCCAACUUUACAUGGAAUGCGCGCAGAUCAACGUGGUGGGCGGCAGCGGCACGGCCAGCCCGCAGACCUACAGCAUUCCGGGCAUCUACAAGGCCAACGACCCCGGCAUCACCGUCAACAUCUACUCCAUGACUCCCUCCAGCCAAUACGUCAUCCCCGGCCCGCCCAAGUUCUCCUGCAGCGGCGGCAGCAACAACGGCGGCGGCAGCAACCCGUCCGCCACACAACCCGCCACCACGAAGCCCGCGACAACCCUGACCACGUCCACGGUCAAGCCUACCACGAGCGCUCCGUCAGGUGGGUGCAGCGUUGCUCAAUGGGGGCAAUGCGGUGGGAGUAGCUUUACGGGAUGCACCACCUGCGCGUCGCCAUACACCUGCAAGGCUCAGAACGCGUAUUACUCGCAAUGCCAGUGAGGGUGUUCAGGAGGAUGUCGCUGUGAGAUCGGUGGUGUAGGGCGAGGAGGGCGCAUAGCAGCGUGGUGUAGAUAGACCGCUGUCCAUAUAAAGUAGUGCUUUUGUAUAUAC
Messenger RNA from Chaetomium strumarium, 1323 nucleotides. RefSeq names its product glycosyl hydrolase family 61-domain-containing protein. The transcript has 3 exons. Gene Ontology annotation, biological process: carbohydrate metabolic process. The record is from RefSeq and is a predicted model, not a curated record. NCBI's taxonomy places the organism in Eukaryota, Fungi, Ascomycota, Sordariomycetes, Sordariales, Chaetomiaceae. Gene Ontology annotation, cellular component: extracellular region. Gene Ontology annotation, molecular function: cellulose binding. The coding region runs from base 268 to 1212 and encodes 314 amino acids.